This is a messenger RNA of Meloidogyne enterolobii, 1659 nucleotides long. The record is from the annotation of a GenBank genome assembly. Lineage: Eukaryota; Metazoa; Nematoda; Chromadorea; Rhabditida; Meloidogynidae.
AAAAUGCCUUUUAUGGGAUUAAAAGGAUCAAAAGGAAUUUACAAAGUUCAACCAAUUAAUAAAGAAAUUUCUGUAAAUAAUAAUGGCGUUAAUAAAAUAAUAAUUGAAGAAGAACGGAAAACAGAAUGGGGAUUAAUUUAUUUGUGUGCUUUAUUUACAUUUACUGCUUCUGUUCAAUUUACUUUGUUUUUUACUUCUUUAUGGCCUUUUAUGCAAAUUUUGGACGAUUCAGUUACUGUCACCUUUUUUGGUGCAAUAAUAGCAAUGUAUUCUCUUUCACAAAUUGUUGCCUCUCCACUACUUGGAUUUUGGUCUACUCGAAUUGAAAAGCUUAAACCGCCCUUAAUGAUAUGCAAUUUUUUAAUGUUUUUAGGCAAUUUUCUGUAUUGUUUAGUUGAAUUAUUCCCCUUGAGUAUGUCAAGAUACGUGAUGCUUGCUUCUAGAUUUACGGCUGGUAUUGGAUGGGCACAAGUUGGCCUAUUGAAAUCAUUUGCCUCAUCAGCAUCCAUAAAUAAAGACAGAUCAAGAGCUACAGCUUUUAUAACUGGCGGAAUGGCUUUAGGCUCUACAAUUGGACCUGCAUUCCAAAUACUUUUUACUUGGAUUGGAUAUCCGGGAUACCCUAUUUGUUUAGAUAUUUUUGGUUUGCCUAAAUAUUGUUUGAAUAUUUCUAUGUUUACUGCACCAGCUUUGGCUGCAUCUAUUGUUAAUAUUUUUCUUUUAUUUUUGCAGAUUUUUUGGUUUAAAGAAAGUUAUGUUGGAAUAUUAAAACGCAAAGCGGAUAAGGAAAAUUUGAAUCCCCCAAAAUUACCUCCAUACGAUCGUUUGGCUGUAGCAGCUUGUUAUGCCAUUAGAUUUACUCAAUUCUUUAUUUUUACAAAUAUUGAAACUAUUGGGACAGAAUUUGCAAUGAUGAUGUUUAUGUGGUCCCCUACAGAUGUUGUUUUUUGGGAAGCUAUAGCUCACUCAAUUCGUGGCCUUUUGGCUUUAAGCACUUAUAUCUGUUAUAUUGUUUUUAAUUUGGGUGAAAAAGUAAAUGAUCGUGUAGUCUGCUUAUUUUCACUUAUUGGACUCCUCCUUUUUCACGUUUUUACUUAUUCAUGGCCUUUUCUAUCCGAAAUCGUCCAACUUUUUGAUGACCAAAAAUUUCACAGAAACGCUUCAACAGCAUUAGGGUGUGAUUGGCGUUCAAUGAAUUGGUGUUUAGAUUUAAAACAAAUAAAUAUAUGGGUCUAUUAUUUCUCUAUAAUUAUCUUUAUUGGACUAAGUUUUCCAAAUAUUAAUGUUACAAUGAAUACUUUAUUCUCUCGAAUUAUUGGUCCGAGAAUGCAAGGAACACAACAAGGAAUACUUGAAAUGUUUGGAGGAAUGGGGAGAAUGACUGGGCCCCUCGUUAUUGGUUAUCUUUAUCGAACAUACGGGCCAAGAACAAUUUGGAUAAUGGAAUCCAUUGAAGUUGGUAUAAUGAUUCUCUUUUGGCUUUUAUGUUAUCGAAGACUUGUCCCAUUAAAUAUACCAACAGAAAUGGAUGAAAAUGGAAAGGAAAAUGGAAAAAUAUAAAAGAAAUUCUAGUAAAUAAAUUUUUGUUUAAAAAAUUAUUGAGAAAAUGUUUGUUUAUUUGAUAGACAAUUAAAAAUAUUAAAAAUAGGAUGCUUAAAA